UGCGCUGCUCUUGCUGCUGCACUUCCGGCUGUCUGCUCUGCUCGACCCCACGAUGCCCGUGGACCUCAGAAAGUGGUCUGGGCCCUUGAGCCUGCAGGAAGUGGAUGAGCAGCCGCAGCACCCGAUGCAUGUCAAAUAUGGCGGAGCGGAGGUGGAUGAGCUAGGCAAAGUGCUGACGCCCACCCAGGUGAAGAACCGCCCUAUCAGCAUUACAUGGAAUGGCCUAGAUUCCAGUAAACUCUACACCUUGGUCUUGACAGACCCAGAUGCACCCAGCAGGAAGGACCCCAAAUUCAGGGAGUGGCACCAUUUUCUGGUGGUCAACAUGAAGAGCAACGACGUCAGCAGUGGUACAGUCCUCUCCGAUUAUGUGGGCUCCGGGCCUCCCAAGGGCACAGGCCUCCACCUUUAUGUCUGGCUGGUCUACAAGCAGGACAGACCACUGAAGUGUGAUGAACCCAUUCUCAGCAAUCAAUCUGGAGACCACCGUGGCAAGUUCAAGGUGGCAUCUUUCCACAAAAAGUACGAGCUUGGGUCCCCAGUUGCUGACACGUGUUACCAAGCCGAAUGGGAUGACUAUGUGCCCAAACUCUAUGAGCAGCUAUCAGGGAAGUAGGG
Chrysochloris asiatica (Cape golden mole) is the source of this 618-nucleotide messenger RNA. Its product is annotated as phosphatidylethanolamine-binding protein 1-like. Bases 53 to 616 code for a protein of 187 amino acids. Lineage: Eukaryota; Metazoa; Chordata; Mammalia; Afrosoricida; Chrysochloridae. Gene Ontology annotation, biological process: negative regulation of MAPK cascade. The transcript has a single exon. The record is from RefSeq and is a predicted model, not a curated record.